AUGGCUCCAAAAGGUAAGAAGGUUGCUCCAGCUCCAUUUGCUUCCAAGGCUGCUAAAGGUAAAGCUGCCAAGAACCCAUUGACUGCUUCUACCCCAAGAAACUUUGGUAUUGGUCAAGAUGUCCAACCAAAGCGUAACUUGUCUCGUUUUGUCAAGUGGCCUGAAUACAUCAGAUUGCAAAGACAAAAGAAGAUCUUGUCCAUCAGAUUGAAGGUUCCACCAGCUAUUGCUCAAUUUCAACAAACUUUGGACAGAAACACUGCUGCUCAAUCUUUCAAAUUGUUGAACAAAUACAGACCAGAAACUAAGGCCGAAAAGAAGGAAAGAUUGACUAAGGAAGCCGCUGCCAUCGCUGAAGGUAAGACCAAGCAAGAAGCUUCUCCAAAGCCAUACACUGUCAAAUACGGUUUGAACCAUGUUGUCGGUUUGAUUGAAAACAAGAAAGCCUCUUUGGUUUUGAUUGCCAACGAUGUUGACCCAAUUGAAUUGGUUGUUUUCUUGCCAGCUUUGUGUAGAAAGAUGGGUGUUCCAUACGCCAUUGUGAAGGGUAAGGCUAGAUUGGGUGCUUUGGUUCACCAAAAGACCGCUGCUGUCGCUGCCUUGACCGAAGUCAGAGAUGAAGACAAGGCUACUUUGGCUACUUUGAUUGACUCUGUCAACGCUAACUACAUUGACAAAUACGAAGACCACAGAAGACACUGGGGUGGUGGUGUCAUGGGUGCUAAGACCGUCGCUAAAUUGGCCAAGAGAGCUGCUAGAGCUGCUGCUGAAAUCAAGGUCUAA
Molecule: messenger RNA, 783 nt
Organism: Saccharomycopsis crataegensis
Lineage: Eukaryota; Fungi; Ascomycota; Saccharomycetes; Ascoideales; Saccharomycopsidaceae
Product: ribosomal 60S subunit protein L8B
Exons: 2
Coding region: 1-783 (260 amino acids)
Biological process (GO): maturation of LSU-rRNA; ribosome biogenesis
Cellular component (GO): cytosolic large ribosomal subunit
Molecular function (GO): RNA binding
Source: RefSeq, a predicted model, not a curated record